GCCACCAUGCUGGCCUCGGGGCUGCUGCUGGUGGCUUUGCUGGCCUGCCUGACCAUCAUGGUCGUGAUGUCUGUCUGGAAGCAGAGAAAGCUCUCGGGGAAGCUGCCCCCGGGGCCCACCCCACUGCCCUUCAUCGGAAACUACCUGCAGCUGAACACUGAGCAGAUGUACAACUCCCUCAUGAAGAUCAGCGAGCGCUAUGGCCCGGUGUUCACCGUGUACCUGGGGACGCGGAGGAUAGUGGUGCUGUGCGGCCAUGACGCCGUGAAGGAGGCCUUGGUGGACCAGGCCGAGGAAUUCAGCGGGCGGGGAGAGCAGGCCACCUUCGACUGGCUCUUCAAAGGCUACGGCGUGGCGUUCAGCAACGGCGAGCGCGCCAAGCAGCUGCGGCGUUUCUCCAUCACCACGCUGCGGGACUUCGGCCUGGGCAAGCGCAGCAUCGAGGAGCGCAUCCAGGAGGAGGCGGGCUUCCUCAUCGAGGCUUUCAGGGACACAAAAGGCGCCUUCAUCGACCCUACCUUCUUCCUGAGCCGAACUGUCUCCAAUGUCAUCAGCUCCAUUGUCUUCGGGGACCGCUUCAACUAUGAGGACAAAGAGUUCCUGUCCUUGCUGCGUAUGAUGCUGGGAAGCUUCCAGUUCACAGCUACCUCUACGGGACAGCUCUAUGAGAUGUUCUCCUCGGUGAUGAAGCACCUGCCGGGACCGCAGCAACAGGCCUUUAAGGAGCUGCAGGGGCUGGAAAACUUCAUAGCCAAGAAGGUGGAGCGUAACCAACGCACCCUGGACCCCAACUCCCCCCGGGACUUCAUCGACUCCUUCCUCAUCCGCAUGCAGGAGGAGCAGAAGAACCCCAACAGCGAGUUCUUCAUGAAGAACCUGGUGCUGACCACGCUGAACCUCUUCUUCGCGGGCACCGAGACUGUCAGCACUACCCUGCGCUACGGCUUCCUGCUGCUCAUGAAGCACCCAGAUGUGGAGGCCAAGCUCCAUGCGGAGAUUGACCGGGUCAUUGGCAAGAACCGUCAGCCCAAGUUUGAGGACCGAGCCAAGAUGCCCUACACGGAGGCAGUGAUCCAUGAGAUCCAAAGAUUCGGAGACAUGAUCCCCAUGGGCCUGGCACGCAGAGUCACCAAGGACACCAAGUUCCGGGACUUCUUCAUCCCCAAGGUGCUGCCCCGCCCAGCCCAGAGGGACCUCCCACCUGCUUGGGUCAUGUGA
Messenger RNA from Condylura cristata (star-nosed mole), 1218 nucleotides. Its product is annotated as cytochrome P450 2A13. Lineage: Eukaryota; Metazoa; Chordata; Mammalia; Eulipotyphla; Talpidae. Gene Ontology annotation, molecular function: heme binding; oxidoreductase activity, acting on paired donors, with incorporation or reduction of molecular oxygen, reduced flavin or flavoprotein as one donor, and incorporation of one atom of oxygen; iron ion binding. Gene Ontology annotation, biological process: xenobiotic metabolic process; coumarin metabolic process. Gene Ontology annotation, cellular component: cytoplasm; intracellular membrane-bounded organelle. Bases 7 to 1218 code for a protein of 403 amino acids. The record is from RefSeq and is a predicted model, not a curated record. The transcript is spliced from 7 exons.